Diospyros lotus (date-plum) is the source of this 2685-nucleotide messenger RNA. Its product is annotated as putative zinc transporter At3g08650. Gene Ontology annotation, biological process: zinc ion transmembrane transport. The record is from RefSeq and is a predicted model, not a curated record. Lineage: Eukaryota; Viridiplantae; Streptophyta; Magnoliopsida; Ericales; Ebenaceae. The transcript has 6 exons. Gene Ontology annotation, molecular function: zinc ion transmembrane transporter activity. Gene Ontology annotation, cellular component: membrane. The coding region runs from base 662 to 2461 and encodes 599 amino acids.
CUUCUUCUUCUUCUUCUUCCCCCAAACCUCAACCCAGGGCUUGGGGUGCACAGAGGGAUCGACGCCAGCCAGCCAGCCAAUACAAUUACAAAUUUACAAUGACUCUAACCUGAUCUGGUUUUUGUACUAUAAUUAUUAUUAUUAUUUCCGAAACAGCCGCCGCCGCCGCUGCUUCCUUUCUCCGUUUUUCUUCCCUUUCUGCGUCCCCCGAAGCAACGUGCUGCUGCUGGUCCGCGGAUCAAGUGAACCGGCUAGCCCAAUUUCUUAUUUUAUCUUUCAAUCGCAUCUCGUCUCUCUCGCUUGACAUUACACACUGCCCCGAUUUUAUUAACUUCUGCAGCUUCCUCCACCCCCCACUGUAAAAAGGUAAUCUCUCUUCUAUUCCGUCGAUUCUAGGCCUUCUUUCCGUGGAUUAGGAUGCGAUUCGCUCACAAAGCUCCGUAUCCUUUUCUUGUCUGUUUCGGUCCGAUUCAAACAAACGCUGUUGAUCUGAUCGUUUUGGUCAAUGAGGUCCACAACCUCAAUAUGCCUCGCUAUCAAAUUAAAGCAGUUCCCUUAAGGUUGAGUUGGGAUAUGAGCAACUUCUCUCUUGGUUGAUUGCACGUAUAGGUUAUUGUAACUGCUAUCUGACAUUCUUGAGUACAAAAAUCUUUGUCUUUUGAUGGAAAGGAUGGAGUCAAGGUCCAAACAUUUGUUGUUCUUUUUGCUAUUUCUACUGAUUUUGAAUAGUUAUGCCGUCGCUGAGUCAGUAACAGAAACUCCUCCAAGGUUGAGGGCCGCUCCACUAAGGAAUACAGAGGGCAGUGUCAUAGAUGGCACAGGAAGUGAGGAUGGCCUUAGAUCUGAUAACUUUAUUGAUAGACUGGGUGAAAGGAAGGCUGGAAGUGGCCGAGUCUCAGUCUCCACAGUUGCGUUAUUCACCCUGGCAAUGGCGGCUGCCACUGGUUUUGGAGCUGUGCCAUUCUUUUUUGUGGAACUUGAUCCCCAGUGGGCUGGAAUAUGCAAUGGGAUGGCUGCUGGAGUGAUGCUGGCUGCAAGCUUUGACCUAAUACAGGAAGGCCAAGAGCGUGGUAGUGGCAACUGGGUUGUGAUUGGAAUUUUGAUGGGUGCCGUUUUCAUCUGGCUUUGUAAGAAGUUCCUGGAACAGUAUGGUGAAGUAAGUAUGUUGGACAUAAAAGGAGCGGAUGCUACUAAAGUCAUUCUCGUUGUUGGAAUAAUGACUCUUCAUUCUUUUGGGGAGGGUUCUGGUGUUGGAGUUUCCUUUGCUGGAUCUAAAGGUAUAUCUCAGGGCCUCUUGGUAACUUUGGCUAUUGCUGUGCAUAACAUACCAGAGGGCUUAGCUGUGAGCAUGAUGCUUACAUCUAGGGGAGUUUCUCCGCAAAAUGCAAUGUUGUGGAGUGUAAUUACAUCAUUGCCCCAGCCUAUUGUUGCAGUUCCUUCGUUUAUAUGUGCAGAUGCAUUUAACAAGCUCUUGCCAUUCUGUACGGGCUUUGCAGCUGGGUGUAUGAUUUGGAUGGUGAUUGCCGAGGUUCUACCUGACGGGUUUAAGGAAGCUUCCGCAUCACAUGUUGCAUCAGCAGCCACGCUUUCUGUUGCAUUUAUGGAAGCUCUCAGUGCUGUCUUCCAACAUUUUAAUCACAGUUACAAUUCAGAAGACGUAUCUGGUUUUUUUGUCUCACUCCUUUUUGGUCUUGGGCCAUUACUUGGUGGCAUGGCUCUUGUAGCAUUUGGUCUUACUUUCCGCCUCCAGCAUGCUCUUCUUACUGGGUUAGCUUCUGGGAUUGCCUUUGUUCUUGGUGCCUGGCGACCCCUACAGCUGCUUCUGUCUGCUAAGAUGGGUUUUUUACCCCUUAUUUUGUUGCUAGUAUUGGGAUCUGGAUUUUCCCAUAUUUCAGCUACCAGUGUCCUGAAGCUUGCAAGUCGGAAGAGAACAUCUGCCGAUGCAUUAUCUGCAGUAACAGGCUUUUCCAUGAGUGCCCUUACUCUCAGAUCAUUUUUGUCAUGUCUAGCAGUUGCUUUUCAUGCUCUGGCAGAGGGGCUUGCAUUAGGAGUGGCUGCACCGAAAGCUUAUGGGCUUGGGCAGCACAUGGUCCUUCCAGUCUCUCUGCAUGGACUUCCUCGGGGUGCAGCCGUGGCUAGCUGCAUCUUCGGGGCCACUGACAGCUGGUAUGGAUCCCUUGCUGCUGCUGCGCUGAUUGGGUUCGUUGGGCCAUCAUCUGCAAUUGCAGCAAUACUUGCAGGAAUUGACUACAGUGGUCUGGACCAUAUAAUGGUGUUGGCAUGUGGGGGACUAAUCCCGUGUUUUGGCAGCAUAGUUACGAGAGCAAUGAAGUUAGAUGGACGGAGGGGCGCUUUUGGGCUCAUAAUGGGCAUGGGGUUUGCGACUGUGUGUCUAACAUGCACUAAGUUGGUUUGCUUGCACACGCCUUACUGCAACUCAGCACCAGAGGCAGUUAGAUGACAAUGGAGCUUGUAGUAGAGGUAGCCAGUAAAGAGUCGUAGUUGGGACACCAGCGUGUUCAGGAUACAGGUUGGGUUUGACCAGUUUGAGGAGAGAAGUUACACAAAAAAAAAUUAAAAAAACCUUGUAAAAAAGAUUUUAAGAUAGAAUGCAACGAUUUAUGGAGGAUAAUUUGUCAUAUGUUAUGCACAGGGAGGGAGAUAUGAUUUUGUUUGUGCGUUUAA